Molecule: messenger RNA, 7300 nt
Organism: Heterotrigona itama
Lineage: Eukaryota; Metazoa; Arthropoda; Insecta; Hymenoptera; Apidae
Source: the annotation of a GenBank genome assembly
AUGCGAAACAAGCAGAAUAGUGUAGUAAAUGAAGUAAGAUAAAUGCAGAUUUAUUUUUCAGUUCCGCGAAAUUGUAACAGUUUAACUAUUCGAGUGUUCGACAAAUUAUAAGAUCGUACAAUCACCUGAAAAAGGCACAAUUAGUAUAAAUGAAAUUAUAAAAUGAUUGCAGGUUGUCCAGGCGGCGCCGCUGCCCGUACCUGUUCAGGUACGUAGCAAGAACGAUGGCUCGGGGGUGGCUGCGUCGGUGUCUGGGGUUCGUAGACGAAGCGGCUCCCAGGGUUUACGAUCACCAGCCGCGAAGAGGCCACUCUCCGCCCCGGUUGCCCUUCAGGGCUGGCUACACAAACAGGGCUCCGAGGGGCUCAUGCUCUGGAAGAAACGGUGGUUCGUCCUCUCCGAGUACUGCCUCUUUUAUUACAAAGGUCCGGAAGAGGAGAAACUGUUGGGUUCGAUAUUGUUGCCGUCGUACAGAGUUACCGUAUGCAAACCCGAGGACAAAGUUAACAAAAAGUUCGCGUUCAAAGCGGAACACGCGAACAUGAGGACUUAUCACUUCGCAGCAGACAGUCGCGAAAGCAUGAAUCAAUGGGUGAAUGCAUUGACUUUGGCGACUCUUCUUCAGGACCCGAGUCCCGGUGCCGGCGAGGCAGCGGUGGUGAUCGAGAUAGCUGGCCAACAAGACGGAGAGCGCAGCGCUCGACCAAGCGUCUCCUCGAUCUCCUCGAUCCUAAAUCAGAGCGCCGACGACAGUGACUCCGGAUUUCACGGGUUUCAAUCACGGGACGAUCCCAGCCACGCUUCCAACAACAAUUCCAGCCCGAACAGCGUGAACACUGCCUCCUUCCCCAAUCUCAGCGGUAGCAAUAGCAACAGCAACACCAAUAACGGGAGCAAUAACAACAACAACAACAACAACAACGCCAUCAACAGCGCCAUUACCAACAGCGGGAACAACAACGCGGGCGACGUUCAACCAAUGGUGAACGGUUGGAUUCAACAACAAACGCCAUACGGCGAAGCAAGCACGUCACAGCACCAACAACAGCCGCAAUAUGGUCAGCUGAUACCGACGUCUCAACAGUUGCAACAAAGCCAUCCCUAUCAGCAACAUCAGGCGCUGCUUCAUCAACACUUGUCUCAACAUCAGAAUGCCAAUCAACUGCAUCACACCAAGCACGUGAUCCAACAAGUCGCUCAGCCGCAGUCGCAUUUAAUCGUUGCCGGUAACGUGCAAACUGUCCAGCCUAUGCCGAGAAAAUUCGGCCAGCCGAUAUACGCGAACGCGCCGCCGAAGCCGAGAAGGCUGGCCGACGGAUCGACCGAGUACUCGACCCCGUCGCCGGAUCCGGACUACCGGAAGUCGCCGGUGUCGCCAGACGUAACGGUGACCAGCAAGAGCCCGAUGUCGGACUACGACAGGGGUAGCAUGAUCUACGGUACGAGGAUGACUCAGCCGUCGCAGCAGAGCCUGAGGACGGAUAAAUCGGGGUUGAAUUACGGGUACGGGCAGCAGGUGCAAACGGAGAGGCGCACGCCCGAUACGUACGGACGUAGCGCGGCGAAACCGAGGUCCAGCGCCAGGGGGAACGGCGACUACGAGGAAGUUUAUGGGGCGCCUCAGCUAUAUCAAAGGCCAGCUGGACCAGUCGGCUAUACGAAAGGGUCGUCGCCGGCUCCUAUCCCGAUUCCGCUGUACGCGCAACAACAUCAGCAGCAGUAUCAGCAGCAGAUCCAUUCUCCUGUCACGCCUUCCAAUAUGCCAAUAAUGAGGCAACCGAGGGCGCAACCACCCCCGCGACCUCACAGCGCGGACUUCUUGGAGUACGAGGCGACCAGGAAGCCUCAGCAGCAGAUGCCACCGCAGUGCGAGGAAUCUCUGAAUCAACAGAGGCGUCCACAGAGGCCUAAAUCGAGUUUAGAUAUAGUCACCCCGUCGGACACUACCAACGACGGAUAUUUCUAUUCUGAGGAAAGGUACGCGGCACAGAUGCGGCAGUCCGCGGUUUAUCUCCAUCAGACGCCUCAGCAUCAUCAGCAACAGAGGAAUCAAUCGCUUUCCCGGGCGACAAUGACGUCGAAAGUAACGGCGGCGAUCCGCGACAGAAGCGACGAAAGUAGAAUGGCGACGCUUCCGGAUGUUUCGUGCUCUGGCUUGAGGCGAGCGCAACGCGAGCACGUUCAUCAGCAACACAUGUUACCUCACCAGUCGCUUCAGAGGCACACCGACAGGAUAAACAGCAACGAGGCGAAGCUGAGGCGAUCGUUGCGGGAGAAGAGCUACGAGCCUAGCAGUCGAGAAAUGCUGAGUCACAUGGCCGAAGACGACCGGACGAUACCACGAAGAAUUCCACGAGAAUACGAGUCGUCGAUGGGAGGGUGGGGUGGCAGACCGACGAGUCACACGGGCCAGGGGACUACUCACGUGGGCCAACCGUGUCACGUUCCUCACGCCGCUGCCAGACGAUGGAACGAGCAGCAACAGUUCUGCAGAUCGGCCUCCGCGCGACUCCCGAGGACCAGGCAUCCGGCCGCGUUGGACCCCGACGACGAGGACUACGGCGAACGAUCUUCCGAGCAAGACUCGCGGGAUGGUGAACGAAAGAUACAGCAGCGCGAGGAGUCGAUGAAGCGGCUGCUGGAAUGGAAGCAGCGGAUGCUGCAAUCGCCGCUAACCCGGAAGCCAUCGGCCUCGGCAAACAGAGGCCGGCCGCAGAACGAGCUGUCCAGCUAUUACAAACAGCAGGCGCUGCUCGAGCUCGCUGCCCACGAGGCCUCCGUGGCGGAGGGUCGUCACUCGCGGCGAAGGGACGACGGUCAUCGGCCACACGUCCGCAGCAAGAGCACAGACGGCCGCAGAACUGUCGUCAACGUUUCACGAUACAACAGCUACUCCAGCGACGACGAAGAGCUGGGAGAUGUCCGGAGGAAGCGCACGCGUAGACCCUCGCAUGCAGGAAGGAGCCCCCGCCAACACGGAGACAAUCGUUCACCGGGAAAUACGCCACAAGAUGCCAUGCCUGCGACCGGCCGCCAUACACAGAACACUGUUCGAGUGUCGAACGACCGACAAACCAGCAGCCCCACUGCUUCCGUUCUGCCGAAUCUGGGCGGAAUACCUCCAGACGCCGGCUACGAAGAGGUCAGCUUCCUCUCUGCGACGAGAGCCGAUCGUUCUCCUCCGUAUCUCACCCCUGAACAGAGAUCUACUCCCAAAAUUGAUCAGCAAGAUCGCGAUCCCUGUCCCUUCGACGAGGACAAGUUCAAGAAGAAACCGUCUGGGAUUUUAAAAACGUCGACGGUCUACGGUGUCGAGCAAGCUGGAAAGAGUUCGAAUGCCUCGACGGAGACUUGGCCCACGCAGAAGACAGUUCAGUGGACCACUAAGAAGGAACCGGACGACUGGGACUCCAACAUCGACGAGAGCAAGGUUAUCAAGGAGUUUUCCUACCAAUACAUCAAACCGAAAGAAGAGUUAGAGUCGAAGAUAGAGGACAGGACUGCUCCUGGUAAAUCAGAGACUAUGAACCUGGUACAGUGUAGGAUACGAUCGUUCGAGCUGAACAUGGACGGCUCGAGUCCGGUGAAGGAAAUGUACGCUAUGCAGGAACCACUGAAAGUGUCUCCGCUUCAAGCAACCGAGGCACACGUCUCCAAGCUGGACUGUUCGAAGAAGGCGUCGUCGAUAAUACGGAGCUUCGCUCUGGGCGAGUCGGAAUCCCAGGAUUCCAAGUGCAAGAACGUGAAAGACGGUCACGCGAAACAGGCGUCCACGGACAGCAACAAGUCGGUGAAGGAUCUGCUGGCGGAUUUCGAGAGGAAGUCUCAGCAGGUUCAAAGACAGGAAUACGGCAGGCACCAAGAGGCGAAACACCGCGGAGUGUUCAGCGACUCGGAGGCGUUGUUAUACGACACGGGUAGUGAUCUGGAUCAGCGCGACAGGAACGAAGACGCGGAAGACGAGAGGAUCAGGAAGGUGGACAUAGUUGUAGCUGAGCCCAUCGACGAUCGCAAGAUGUACACCGAUACGACGAAGAGGAAGGGCGAUGUUUCCUUCAGGCGUAAGAAACGAUCGUUCUCUAAGGAGAGCGAGAAUGAUCAAACAAUCUCCACGGAGGAUCUAGACAUCCUGUCGAACCCUAGUUGCGCCAGAUUAAGCGUCACGGAAUCUCUGUUAACUCACGGUGAUCGCCUCUCGGGGGAAAGUGGAACCACGAGUCCCACCGUGAAGCAAGAGGACAUCAUCUGUCCCGAAGAGCACUACCUCCCUAUGACACCCAGGAAAGCCAUACUGGAUCCCAAUGACGACAGACCGAAUCCAAAGAUGAUGGAGAGCCUGUUCGCCAAUUUGGACCACGAGGAAAGCUCGUACGUGGAGAUGGCUCAAAAUGGCAUGACGCAUUCUCUUUUGGCACCCACCGAUGAGACCGGCAAACACGAUUCCGGGGAUUACUCCACCUUGGACACGCCUCACUACGAGUUUGUCUGCGUUUCGGAUAACAAAAUGGAACCGGUGUACAUGGAGGUGAGCCAGUUAUCGGAAAAGGAGGAGCAAGACGAUGGAAAAGUGUCUCUGAAGAAGAGGAGUCACGACGAUUCGGCACGCUCGAGAACUGAUCUUCCCGAUAUUCUGACAGCGUUGAAGUCCGACAGUUCGGACGCCGACGACGAGUCUUCGAAGGACCUCGAUUCGAUCGACGCCCCACGGCACCCUAGGUUCAGCCUCUCUGAUACUUUCAGACCCGCUUCCUACUACUUGGGCGCUAGUCGGACCAUGAUCGCGGAACUGCACGACUCCUCCGACAGCGAGUUGGUGUCUCCUCCUCCGAUUCCAACUUCUCCGCCUCCAUUGGACGACCUGGACUCCCUGGACAUGCAGGAGUCGUUGGAAAUCAAGAAGGUCUCUCCCCAAGUAGCGGUGACGAAGGACAACAGUUCGAGCAGAGACUCGCCGAAAUCGUGGAACAAGCCGAUGAGUCAGAUCGAGACCCACAGGCCUCCAUCGAGAUUUUCGGAUGCCACCAUCAGCUCCACCUUCAGAGACAGCCGAAUCUCUCUGGAGAGCGCGUCCGGAAGCGACUCGGUGGAGUUGAGGACACCGGAGGAAGAAGCUAGGCACAGACAACUGAAAACCAGACCAGUCAGCGAGAUGUGCGAAGUCCUCGAUAGUUUGGACGAGUUGGCGUCCCUUGGGAGCCGGUUCGACGGUGCUAGUAUCGAUUUGGAUCAAUUCUUGGAGGAACUGCAGGCUCGCGAUGCCUUCAACGUUGACUUGUACGCGAAAGAUCUCAGUUACAACAGCAUUUACGGAUUCAACGAGAACAUGAUGGUGGUGGACAAGCUUCAGAAGACCACCUGCCACGACCUGUCAAGGCAGGCGAAUUUAGGCUUCGAGAACCUCGACCAUUCUCUGAGGUACAACGGUGGUGCAGUGAACAAAAUGGGAUCAGCGAGUAGUUUGCCGUCUAUGAGAGUCUGCGAUGCUCCACCUUCUCACCAGCAUUCACAAUCCUUCACCGGCGACGCUCACUACGAAAACAUCUCGAGCUUUUCUCCGCUGAGAAACUCGCCGGCGAUUCGAUCGGACAACGACCAGUCGCGAGACAACUCGCACAGGUAUCAGAGAGGUUCUCAAAGCAAUCUGCUCGCCGCGUCUCACAGUAGGGACUCCAGCUACUCCUUGGCAUCUGGAGCCGCUUCAAUCUCAACCUCCAUGGCUUGCCAGAGACCCGCUAGUGCGCAGUCCUCCAUACACUCGCCGACGGGUUCGAUGUCUUUGGGAAAUCACGGGAACAGUUUAAUCACGUGCAACAUGCUACAGAACGCGAGUCCCUACUCUGAUCAACGGUUCCACAGUCACUCGAGAUCGGCCAGUCAAGAUUCCGCUAGGUAUUCGAUGAUAUCGAACCACAGAUCGUCGUCCAGUCAGGAUUCCAGCCACUACCCGACCUCUACGUCCACGGUGAAGGCAAAUCCCGCGCCUCAGUCAUAUCUACCUGGCGAACCACAUCCUCAGAGCGAGCAGUCGACUGCACCCUAUUAUUAUUCCGACCUUCAGGGCAGCAUAAACGCCGUGGAUGUCGAGUCGACGAAGCCGAUAGGCCACACCUCGAGAUUGCCCCAGCUAAACAAUCAAAGAGACGACGCGUCCGCGCUGAACAAGAGGAACGAUAUAGGGCGUAUAGUGAACCCUAUCCCGAGGCAAAUGCCCCCCAGACAGAUCCAGGUGGACGACAUAAACCAGGCUAUGCGAAUAGCGGCUCAACUGCGGAAGACGACUUGUCAACUACUAAGUGACAACAAAGUAAGCCUAGUGGACAAGAAGAACUUUUACGAAGCGGACACCCUCAGAAGGGUGAAAUCCACCGAUCCCCUGCCUGAUGUCUCGUCGGUAGAGAUCAAUACGAGAAAUCUGUAUCCUCAUGGUCUUCGCGAUAAAUCGAACGGACGAGAUGCCUUCGAACUGGCGGUUGGAACCCAAACGUCCCAUCGAAGAUCCCGAUCGUUGGAGGGUCUGCUGGACGACGUCGGUCUUCAGAACCUAGUAGAGCAGAGAAACAGAAGCAAUCGAGUAGCGAUGAUUCAACCGAGCCGGGUGGAAGAAAUACCGCAGAGCGUGGAUGGCACAGAUGCCAGUUCAACGUCGAGCAACUUCCACGUGGACGAUCCCUGGGAACAGGACUCCCUGUGGAGGGAAAGUCUCCGACGAGUAAGUCUGAGAAACGCAAGAUCCCUGGACAACUUGGACAACCCUCCACGAUCAAUCGUGCCGAACUCAGAUUCGAAGGGACGGAACAAGAUCACUCGCGGGGCCACGUACGUGAACGAUAGCGUGAUCCUACGGCGGGACAACUGUUCGGAGGAUCCGUCGGACAGGCCUCGCGUGAAACGCCGAGCCAACAAAGAACAACAGGAGAGGAACGAGGUGGUCGACGAUCUGACCUACGAAAGCCUCUCGAUGGAACGGAUUCACGCGAGCGGUUACGUGUGGGACGCGCAGAACGAGGCUUACCGAAAAGCCACCGCCGAGGAUAGGGAUCAUUUUUUAGAGGAAGGCAACCUUCCCCCGGUACGCUCGGUCUCGGAGACGACGCAGCAGGUGUCCGGGCCGGCAGCGUUCGAGCUCGACCGAGAGAAGCUACGGCAAUGGGACCUGCUGUCGAGCGCCUGCUUGCUCCAGGAACAGCAGCGCGGCUCAAUGGCGGACUCGGGGCGAGGGUUGCCAAUCGUGGAACGACCUGGAGACGUUCUCGACGUGAUGAAGAACGGUGCACGGCCGGUGAACAGCGGCGCUGGCGCU